Molecule: messenger RNA, 2868 nt
Organism: Larimichthys crocea (large yellow croaker)
Lineage: Eukaryota; Metazoa; Chordata; Actinopteri; Sciaenidae
Exons: 6
Coding region: 549-2846 (765 amino acids)
Biological process (GO): epidermal growth factor receptor signaling pathway
Molecular function (GO): protein kinase binding
Source: RefSeq, a predicted model, not a curated record
AUGGAGUGUGCCUAAUGUAAAACAGGUGAGGACCUGUGUGCUUCUGCUCUGUCUGGGUGUGCCUGUAACUGGUUGUCCUUUAAGCAUCCAGGCGUUGUUUGACAUGAGCCAAAAUGACAGCCAUCCUCAUCCCUGUCACUCAUUUCUUUAUUUCCCUACGUUCAUAUUUUACCUCUGCUCAUCUGCACUCUGAAUUACUGCUUCUUCAUCAGACUUGGCCUGGGUACACAACCAGAACACACACUAGGUUUCUCAUAGAAAUAAGUCUCAAAGCCAAAUUUCAGUAAACUCCUAAUAUUUGUACAUAUCUUCCUUUUGUUUUCUGUGCUCCACCCUGCAUUAAAUCCUGAAAGGUCACAUCAACAUGUAGUUAAAUGACUUCAGCUCUCAGCUGUCACCUCUCAUGAGUUGUAAAUCCAUCUUGCUCUAAGCAGGGGCGGGUCCAAAGUUUUCUAUUUACUUAUCUGCGUGCUUCAACCAGUAGUUAUCAGACCUACAGGCAGCUGUGUCUGAUGUCUAAACAAGACUUGGAUUGAAGUCCAUCAAUCAUGGAUGCCAGCAGUGUGUCCGUGCUGUCCUACAGGAGGUCAAAACCAAUGGGGAAGGUGAGGCGACGGGUUCAAGACCUCCGCAUCCCCUCCUCCUCCUCUCACCGUGACUUCAUAGCCUGCAGACCCACGUUGGACCUGAGCCACAAUGAGAGCGCACGGCUGGCUGCGGACUCGCUGCUCACCCGGGGCUUGGAGGGAUACCAUGAGGUGCUGGACGCAGAGGGAGAAGUGGACUUUCUGUCGGAGCCGGAGAAGAUUUACUGCCUGAAAAAUGGGCUGGACGGCAUUACAGGUUGUGAAUGUUUGUUUUUCCUGUGUCCUAGGGCUGGGUUUAAAAAACAAAAAAAUAGUGGUUGCUGGUUGUAUUACUUUUUAUUUAUUUUAGCUUUAUGCUGGGUUUUUGUACUUCACGCAGCUGAUCCCAGAGCAUCUGAUGAUGAUGACAAAGAGGUAGAGAGCUCGUCUGCUGAGUCUCAGUGUGCCACACGAUGUCCUGCAAGUGAUCCUACGGUAACAAGUUUGGACCUGAAAAGCCUAAAAGAUUUGAAGAGGGCUGAUCGUGUCCUGGAUGAGUCUGAUGUUGAAGUUUAUUUCCAGUCUGACAGCAGGGCAGCUGGCAUGAAAGACAUGGUCAGAGAGUUCAUCAGAAAGGCUACAAUGGCCUUAGCCAUAGUGAUGGACAGCUUCAGUGAUGUGGAGCUGCUGUGUGACCUCCUGGAGGCGAGCAGGAGGAGGAACGUGUCCAUUCACCUGCUGCUUGAUCAUCUCAACCUGAACCUGUUCAUCAGGAUGUGGCAGGACCUCAACCUCAACAGCAAAAACUUCCCAAAACUGUCAGUUCGCAGUAUUGAGGGACAGACCUAUUGCGCCAAGACAGGCAGGAGGCUGACUGGUCAGAUUGCUGAGAGUUUUAUCAUCACUGACUGGACUGAAGUGCUGACAGGAUCAUACAGCUUCUCCUGGCUGUCCUGGCAGGUCCAUCGUAGUCUUGCUGUUCUUAUAAAGGGCACUGCGGUCAUACCUUUCCAUCAGGAAUUUCAGAGGCUAAACUCCAGCUCCAAACCAGUCACUGACUUUGUCACUUACAUCACUGUGCCUCACACUCUCCCUCAGUACAACACAUCACAGGCAGCGCAAAAUGAUCACGCUAAUGUCAGUAAGACGAAAUCAAGCCAGACCAAACAAGUGCGCCACAGGCCUCGGACUGAAGACACUCAAAACAGGCAGACAAAAACAAAAAUGUGGGUUUUAUCCAAUUUACAGAAUACAGAAUUAGAGUGUAGCAAAGCACACAGAGCCACUACUGGCACACAAAUGCAUGAAAUGCCUCUACAACUGUACCCAAAACCUCUGGUUCAACCAGGAGCACUGCAGAGUGUAUCUGUAGGAGCUGUCUGCACCCAGUAUGGUGCACAAACAGAUGUGGAGAGUCAAAACCAGAGCCUUUCAAACCCUUUCAGUCAGACCCACGUCUCAUUCAUUCAGUCUCAGCUCUCUAGCCUUACCGUCACCACUGCAGCUGAGAAGGAUGUGAGAGUUCAAGAGACAAACCCUCUCCAUAUUGCAUCGCCCACACACAGACAGCACAGGACUGUUGACUAUCAACCACCUCUCCAGAUUAAUUCAAACCUCAAGCACCAUAAUGUGGCUACUGAAGGUCUGUUCUUUGAGCAGAGGAACAUAGACAGAUUGAUAAAGUCUUUAGGGAUUGCUGCAGGUCAACACGCACAAAGUCGACAAUGGUACUGCUCACAAAACUUGAAGCCAAAGGCGGACUUUGAAUCUGAUCAUUCCAAAGUCUUGUCUCCUUCUACAUCACAGCAAAAAGAAGCAAAGACUGGCCUCCUGUUCCCUCUAACCCACCCAAGAGGGCACUUGUCUGGGCCACAAACAAAAGCGCCGCCCCUAGAAAGCAGAAGGCAGCCUCAGAAGCACCACCAACUACACCCAACUACAGAGGCUCCAGGUUCAAGUUCAGGACCAACAACCAUGGGUACUCAUCUUAAACCUCAGUUCCAGAUGGACGCCAAGCAAGAAACCAAAGGACAUCUACAGCAGCCUCCAAGAUUAAACUGGAUGCCUCAGAAUCAAACAGCAAGACCCAGACAUGUUGUUCGCCGUAACUCCUUUGACACCACCUACAGGACGGGACAGCAGGUGGGCUGGAGGCCGCUUCACAGCAACAUGAAUACAUCAUUAGAAAGGAGCAAAAAUAUGACUGACGUGACAGUCAGCAGGCUUCAAAGGAGCAGUUCUUUCCCCAAAUAUAACCAACAUCUGCCACCUGAAAAAUAAAGAAAGGUCCUCACACACAAGC